ACUCUAAUCACUUGUUAAAUAUUUCAACAAGAAAUCUGUCUCAAACCCAUUGAAAUCUUAAUCCUUAAUGGAUUAAAUGUUAAAAGUUUUAUUUCAAUGUGAUUUUCCUGAAGGACAGAAACUGGAUUUAGGUUUGAGUGAUCAAGGUGAUUCCAAGGUCGGGCUUAUCACACAGGGGCAGGGUUAUCAGAUUUAUUUUACAAUUGCUUCAGUCAAGAUCUCAUAUUUUCGGUGUAAGAAAACAAAUAAACUGACUUUGUGUCCUGUUUGUGAACAUUAAAGUGUGCUGAACAUGUCAGGAGUGGAAGACAGCGAAUCACCAGAACCCAGUCGACCCCAGUCAGACUGCCAGGAAACAGGUCUCAACAUGAAGGACCUACUUGCACUCCAUAAAAUUAUGAAUAACACUGUGGUUGUCAACGAGGAGCCGGUGAGGAAUGGGGUGAAGAAUAUUGAGCUACGGGACAUAUCCAAGCUCGGUUACACGCCCGUCUACGACAGGGACGACGACAUGGACAAGUACACGGACAAGUACACCCUGGGGAUGCAGAAGGAGAACAUGGGGCUGGUGUCGUCUCCCAGUGAGAGCUUCACAGGGAGCUCAGAGUCUGUGUACAGUCGGGAACAUGUCGCCAUGAAGAAAGGCGUCGGCCUUCUGUCAGGGGUGGCACUAAUUGUUGGAACAAUGAUUGGUUCAGGCAUAUUUAUCUCCCCUAAAGGAGUGUUGGCCAGCAGUGGUUCAGUGGGGGCCAGUCUCAUCAUAUGGACCCUGUGUGGUUUUAUUGCCCUCCUAGGUGCGCUGUCUUAUGCUGAGCUUGGUACGAUGAUCACAAAAUCAGGCGCAGAGUAUGCAUACCUGCAGGAGGCAUUCAGCCCGCUCCAUCGCACCCUGGGACCCAUCCCCUCCUUCCUGUUUGCCUGGACGUCCGUUCUCAUAUUGAAGCCUGCCCUGUUUGGCGUGACUGCCAUGAGCUUUGCAGUGUAUGCUGUGGAGCCGUUCUACGGCAAGUGUGGCCAUGAUGACACCAUAGUGAAGAUCGUAGCCUGUCUCUGUCUAUUUCUGAUAACCUUCAUCAAUGCGUACAGCGUAGAUUUGGCCACAAAAGUCCAGAACCUUUUCACCAUCAUGAAGCUGGUUGCCGUGGCAAUCAUCAUCGCUGGUGGCGUCUACAUGCUCUCGACCGGUAGCACAGAGCACCUGAACACCGGUUUCGAGGACACAACUGACUCAUUUGCCAUGUUUGCCUUGGCCUUCUACGAUGGGCUCUGGGCCUACGAUGGAUGGAAUAACCUGAAUUACAUCACAGAAGAACUGAAAAAUCCCAGCAGGAACCUGCCGUUAGCGAUUAUGAUUGGGAUUCCUCUGGUGACAGUCUGCUACAUCCUGAUGAAUGUCUCCUACUUUACUGUCCUCUCCAAGUACGACCUUCUACUCUCCAAUGCUGUGGCAUCUUCAUGGGGAGAUGUGGUAUUGGGUGGAGCCACCUUAAUCAUCCCCUUAGCGGUUGUGUUGUCGGCAUUUGGGGGAUGCAAUGGUACCUGCUUCACUGGCGGCCGUGUGAUGUAUGUGGCAGCACGAGAGGGCCACCUGCCGGAGGUGUUUUCCUACAUCCAUGUCACACAGCUUACUCCACUCCCCUCACUCAUCGUCUCUGUUAUUCUAGCGUGUGUGUUGGUGUUGGCAGGGGAGAUAUUCGCCCUCAUUGACUUCUUUAGUUUCACGGCCUGGUUCUUCUAUGGUCUCACCAUGGCUUCCCUCAUAGUGCUUCGUGUCACACAGAAAGACAGGCCCCGACCUUACAAGGUGCCCAUCAUUGUGCCAGUGAUCGUGUUGCUGGUGUCAGUGUACCUGGUCGUGGCGCCCAUCAUCCAGGAUCCCAGGAUAGAGUUCCUCUACGCCUUCCUCUUCUCUGUUAGCGGUCUCAUCUUCUAUGUUCCCUUUGUCCUAUAUGGGAAGAAAAUCAAGUAUAUGCAGAACAUCACAUACUUGUUCCAAGUGGUGUUGAUGGUAGCACCAAGCAAGUAUGUACCCACAGAAUGAGACUCGGCCAGGAAAUAGUGCUGUGAAAAGUCAUAGAUGUGUAUGAUGCAGAUAUUAAUUGUUGCAAAAUGCAUUUUCUAGUAAAACACAGUUGUGACAAUGACAUUGAUCUUGUAAGAAUCGGGCAGCUGCCAGCCAUGACUGAAAAACUCAACUUAUUUGUUGAUAUCAGCGGUAAUAACCUUAGCCAGUUGUUCAAAUGCAAUGACAAUCUUGAAAGUACCAGGACAGAAUCUCAGGGUAAUGUCCGACAUGUACAGGAAGAAUGUUCUGAUAUACACAUACAAGUUUGGUAAAUUGCAAGGUAUGUUGACAAGAGUCCUUGUGAUGGUGUUCACGAUGUUGCUCAAUAGCUUGAGCUGUUCCAGACACACCUAGAGAAAUGAGAGUGGGGCUAAGAUUCAAAACAGUCCAGCAAUGUUGCAGAUUUUCUAUUCAUCAUGUUGAAGCCAUUCACUCACCUGGCAUCAGUCCUUGUGAUGGUGUUCACGAUGUUGCUUAAUAGGUUGAGCUGUUCCAGACACACCUAGAGAAAUGAGAGUGGGGCUAAGAUUCAAAACAGUCCAGCAAUGUUGCAGAUUUUCUAUUCAUCAUGUUGAAGCCAUUCACUCACCUGGCAUCACUCUGGGCUUUCACUAUAUAAGGCCACCAUGAAUGAAUAAAGCCGUCUGCUUGUGAUGGUUCCCCUGAUGGGUUUGUUCAGGUUUUGAUUCAUUUGCCCCCUGUAAAGUUGUAUAAAAACAGUAAGAAAAUCAGGCAACAAUAUUUCAGUGUUAACUUAGCUCAGGGGUUCUAAAGUUUUACGUUUCUAGAUUAUUUUACAGUUGUUAAAGGUUUUUUUGCUUGAACUUUUGCAUCAAAAGUAGUAGGAAGUACCUUGAAAUGAAUAAAAUAGAUUUUUAAAAAUUCUAAAGGGUUGUAAGACCCUUUACCUUGUUUCAGGCCCAAAUCCCUCAUACUUGCAGGUCCCCGCUGUUGUUUUUUCCACUAUUGACAAUAUUCAGCUGUUAGAACCCCUAUGAUCUAUUUAUAGCUCUGUAAAUAGCUUUUAUUUAUUUAUUGACUUUGAAUCUGUGCAGAGAUGUUUUGCCUCUCAUGACCAUUGCUAUAUCCCAUCAGUAUCAAUAAUACCAGAGGCAUAGCUGUAAUAUUACAAGCCAAAAAGUAACAAAAUGGGUUUCAUUGCUUCAUAGACUCAUUGUGAUUUCAUCAACUGAUCACAGCUCAUCUCAUUUCUUGUCUGUGAUGUUCGAGUUAGGUGGCAUAGGUUUUCGCGUUAUUGUCUGUAUAUCUGUGUAUCUAUGCAUCAUGAUGUGUCAUUAACAAUGCAAUUGUAAUAUAUGUUUCAUCUUAAUUUUAUCUUUUUCCAUUUUUCAGUUUUACAUAUCAAUUUUUUAUGUCUAUUUUGUUCUGUUUUAAAAUAAUCAUUAAUUAUUCUAUGUUGUUGUACAGUUUUUCCUUCUUUUCAUUUUACUUUUUACUUUUACUACAUGUACUGCCAAAAACAGAAGGUAGAUGUAGAUGUUAUUUAAGCAAGGUUUGACAAUACCACUCGUUUCGUUCAAUUCAUUCAUCUUUUACCAUUUAUCAAAACAGUUCACAUUGUUGUGUGUUUGUAACAUCAAUGUGUGAUUCUCAUUCCUCCCUUGCAUAUAGUUCAACAAUCAGUAUUACACCAGUGAUUCAUUCCCAUAUGUCUUGUUCAUGUACAAGUAUGCGAUUUUUAAUUCGUCAUAUUUUCAAAGAAAGAAGCAGGGUAAUGUUGUGGCAUAGGGGUCUUUAAAAACAUUAACCUUUGCCCCAAUCAAAAAAGGGCUCAAUAUAUUCUCACAUGUUUCCAAAGACAAUAUUCUCAUAUAUAGAAAAUGCCAUAAAUCUGGCCUUAAUUAAUUGUUGAGUUAUGCCUUUUGCUUGGCUGACCAACAAAAAAACAACAAGAGUUAGCAUUCAUUCCAUGGUCCUCUUCUUUAAAAUAUUAAGCACCUACUUGAGGCUGUCCCUCUUCCUCUCGGUCUGAUACAAAUUGUUUUGGAGUUUAAUGUAAAUCAAGCUAUUUGUAUGCAUUACUUGGCUGACAAGAAUGCUAAACAAGAUGGUUAUCAAAGAUCAAUUUCAAGUUUGAUUACUGAACAACUCAAUUUAAAAUGGUAAAUACAUUUUGCAAGAAUGUUUUGUUUGAAGGUUUGAUGCCAAAAUCAUGUUUGAAUGAUACAAACAUUCUGUUACCAGACUGAAAAUGCCAAACUAAAUAAAUAAUCUUUCGUAUUGAUUACGAUGUUGCACGCCAAACAAGACUUAUUUUUCUUCUGAGCUUGUCCUCCACGCAAAUUCCUGUUAAAUCAGAUGUUCAAAUAAAAUGAAAAAAUCCAUAUUGUUUUUCUACCAAAAUGACAAAUGGUUAGUGUAGUGCCAAGUUUGUUGCUUCUUUUAAGGAUUUCUGUUUUUGUUUCUUAAAAUCUGUUUCAUCAAAUGUAUAUUAAAACUUUGAUAUAGCAUGACGAAAGUUAUUUAUGACAUUCACUUAUUGAUUCUACUUCCUUGCAUAUGAUAAUGUUGAAGAACAAUGACAGAUAUAUAAUAAGAUGUAUAAUUAGAAUUUAUUUUGAAAACAUGUAUGCCAAAGAUUGUGUAGUACAUGGUUGUCUGUGAUAAGUUAGAUUUUUUUCUAUACCGGUGUUCUCCUGUCAUAGUAACCAAUAAUACUUUUUUCUUUUUAGAUAUGAUGUUAAUGUACAGAUGUAAGAGUCGCUGGUUACUUGCUUCCUUUGUUGAAUAUUGAUUCUCCUACAUGAGUGAUCUAUUUUGUACGGUAGGUUUAUAUCAGAUUGUGAAAAUACAAUAUUGGCAAAAUGUCAUGAAGACAUAAUACGCACUCUGUUUUCACAAUCUCAAGAUAUUCAUUAGCUUUAAAAUUGUUAUCCCAUUUAAUCCCUUUUUAAUUACUAACGAGAACACAAAAUGAGCAUUAAUUUAGUGUUGUAGAUACUGUAUAAUAGUAUUUAACGGAUAAAUUGUGAGGUUGAGUCAAGUUUGGUGGUAUAUCUUGCUCCCAUGUGUGAGAAAUUUAUGUACAUAGAAGUUCAUCUUGCAUUUAAACUAAACAUGUACCAUGUUCCCACUGCCUAAUGCUUAUUUAUUUGCCAGCACUUGCAAACUGCCACAUAGCCUUAAUAAUUCAAGUAUUACAAGAAUGCGUUUAUUGUUUAUUGUUAUUACUUGCCCAAGUUUGAGAAUGUCGCAAUGUUUAUGACAUAAACCAUCAGGCAUUAUUUGUUUGCUUUACGUAUAUGCUGUUGUUAAAUCAUGACUUCAUCUAGUCUGACAUUCCAAAAAGCGCAUCAAAUGUUUGUUUUUCUUUUGUCUCAGUGUAUAUAAUUAUAUGUACAUAGUAAUUAAGCUUUAAUUUUAAGGGAAUUAAGAAUGAUGCACAAUUAAGGCACUCUCUGAAUACUGUCGAUUUCUAGUUGACCAUCAAGUGUUAGUGCCUUAUGGUGCUGUUCAUUCUUCUACUGCUUCAUGCAGCUCUCAUAUGGUGUUAAUGGAUACAGGAAUAUUUCAUGUCAGGUGCUAUGAAUUAAAUGUGACCAAAACUGUGCUUUACAUGCAAAUGUUGCUUGGUUGAUUUAACGGAUGAAUCUAUGUUCACAGUUGUGUGCUUUUAUCCUGUUAUGUUACAUUAUUAUAAAGCAUGUUAUAGAUUAUAAUAAAUUGAUCAUUACAUUAAAAAA
Messenger RNA from Mya arenaria, 5769 nucleotides. RefSeq names its product b(0,+)-type amino acid transporter 1-like. Bases 293 to 2041 code for a protein of 582 amino acids. Gene Ontology annotation, molecular function: L-amino acid transmembrane transporter activity. Lineage: Eukaryota; Metazoa; Mollusca; Bivalvia; Myida; Myidae. The record is from RefSeq and is a predicted model, not a curated record. Gene Ontology annotation, biological process: amino acid transmembrane transport. Gene Ontology annotation, cellular component: membrane. The transcript is spliced from 14 exons.